Messenger RNA from Tuber aestivum (summer truffle), 826 nucleotides. Lineage: Eukaryota; Fungi; Ascomycota; Pezizomycetes; Pezizales; Tuberaceae. The record is from the annotation of a GenBank genome assembly.
CAACGAACCAGCCGGCCCGCUCGGGUUACACCCGCGACUGUGCCAUCUGCCGCUGUAUCCAGAAAGGGAUGGAUGGUAUUCUGUUCUUGGUCAAUCGAUUGGCACUAGUGAUAAUCCCGAGACUGUCCAUGCGGUAAAGGAAGCAAACCCAGAAAAUAACGUCACUAUCGGGGGUGCCCCCGUGAACCCUUCAAGGGAUGCCCGCCUCGAUCUCCAGCGCAUUUUCUGCCAAUACUACAAGUGCUCUGGCGCAAGGUUAGCAAUCUCUCUUUAUCAUACACUCUACUCCCAUCCAAUAAAUGGCACUAACAAGUAUGGCCCCGGUCCUGCAGCGGUCCUCACACUUGCGCCCCAGGCAGAUUUACCUGCGAGGUUCCGAAUUGUUCAUGGUCUAGGACCUUCAAGACGAAGCAAGCCUUCAACCGUCACUACCACGCAAUGCAAGGCAAUGACCGUGUGGAUUGUCCGGUCGAAGGGUGUGAGAACGUUGGAGCUCGCGGGAUUGAGCGGGCGGAUAAUCUCCUUGCUCACUUGUUGAACAAGCAUGGUAUUUCCAAUUCUAGGCCACCGUAUGGGAAUUAGGUCCGGUGGUGGUAGGAAAAUUGGUAUCACUUGGUGCUGUAACCGCCUGAUGUGUUAGUCCCAAGUCUGAGAUAUCCUCUCUCCCACAAUGGCAUUUGUGCCCCCUUGGCCUUAUCCUAUUUCCUGUCUGGUCUCUCCAUUCUGCGCUCAUACACCGCUCAAUAUGUCUUCUCAUCUUUUCUCAUCUUAUAUCUUUUAGCCCCCAACAUUUGUCUGUUUUGUCAUCCGACCGUGCACCCGUCUU